CGACAAGAGUGCAUCGAUGAACUGAGAUCUUUAUAUGGCUAUGAAGCACCAUCUUAUAGCACUGUGAAAAACUGGUACAAGUACAACGAAUUCGAUCGUGGCCGACGCUCUCUCAAAGACGAAUUCUGUCGUUCAAAAACAGCCGUUGUGCCAGAAAUCAUCGAUACCGUACGUGAACUGAUAACACAAGACCAUCAUGUAACAUACCUUCAGAUAGAGGCAUGCCUAUGCAUUUCUCCGACCAGAAUAUAUUCGAUAUUGCAAGAACACCUGGCCGUAAAAAAGACUCAACAAGCACUUCGUACCAUAGGUGACGUCUCUAGUACAGAUGUUUCUGAUGAUGAACAUUUUGACCUUACUUUAUCUCAGGAAGGACGAAAUUCUAUAAGGGACACAAAUGUACUACAAUUGUCAACAGCUGUUUCGUCCCAAUCGUCAUUGAUUGGUACGAUGCAAGCGACUACUGAAUAUAAUAGCCGCCUACCUUAGAAAUAACUAAAGUAUGGAGAGUAGAUUAAGAAUACAAUAAGAUUAUGCCAAUGUACGACACAAAUAUUAAUUAUCAUGUAAAUGACAGUUUCUAAAUCGCAUACCUUAUUAAUAUUAGAAUUUAAAUUUUUGAGUGUAUAUUCGACUUAGAUUAAAUAAAAUAAUAGCAAUAAGACAAAUACAAUUAA
Molecule: messenger RNA, 677 nt
Organism: Bactrocera latifrons
Lineage: Eukaryota; Metazoa; Arthropoda; Insecta; Diptera; Tephritidae
Exons: 2
Source: RefSeq, a predicted model, not a curated record